This is a messenger RNA of Bombyx mandarina (wild silkworm), 444 nucleotides long. RefSeq lists its product as uncharacterized. NCBI's taxonomy places the organism in Eukaryota, Metazoa, Arthropoda, Insecta, Lepidoptera, Bombycidae. The record is from RefSeq and is a predicted model, not a curated record.
AUGUGUCAGAAUGUUGAACUAUGUAAUGAGCCUGGACCUUCUGGUCGAAUAUAUACAGAACCAAGCACAUCCAGCGAGACCCAGGUCGAGACAACGCCUCAUAGCCAGGUAUUCAAUGUAGAUAUUGAAAUUGUAGAAAAUGUGGUACCAACAUCAUAUCCGGAGUCUGUCGUUACUGCAACUCAGUCUCCUGUGCGGUAUGUACCAACCACACCGCGCCGUAGCCGGCUAACACAGGCAGAGCACGCUGCACUUCUUUUUAGAAACUCAGAUUCAAAUUGGAGAGCAUUUAAAAUUGACCAACAUAGAGAUUACAUGGAAAUGCGAAAAGAUCGGAAUAUAGUAAGAGAAAUGGGAGUGCAGGCUCAGAGGGAAUGGCAAGUCAUAGGUUUAAUACCAUUAGACUUAUUAAAUCAAGUAGUUAAUUAUUUUUGUAAAGCUUAA